Messenger RNA from Pistacia vera, 537 nucleotides. Its product is annotated as UDP-glycosyltransferase 83A1-like. The transcript is spliced from 2 exons. Bases 1 to 537 code for a protein of 178 amino acids. The record is from RefSeq and is a predicted model, not a curated record. Lineage: Eukaryota; Viridiplantae; Streptophyta; Magnoliopsida; Sapindales; Anacardiaceae.
AUGGCAGGGUCAAAUUGUGAACUUGAUGAGAUAUCCCCUGCAGCAUUUUGCAGAACUGAAGGAACCCCAAUAAAGAAACAAAUGAUUCAUUUGGUGCCCAACACGCCUGAAAUUGAUAGUAAAAACCUUAUAUGGGCAAACAUUGAUCGACGUUCAGCCCAAAAGACGAUCUUUGAUUUUAUAUAUAACAACACAGAAGCUGUGAAAAUGGCAGACUGCCUCAUUUGCAACUCAAUUCAUGACUUUGAACCUGUAGCCUUCACCUUGGUUCCAAAUAUUCUUCCAAUAGGACCUCUUUUGGUGAGCAACCGACAAGGAAAUUCAACAGGAUACUUCUGGCAAGAAGACUCAACUUGCUUGAAAUGGCUAGAACAACAGCAACCUAACUCAGUCAUUUAUGUUGCAUUUGGCAGCUUCACAAUUAUAGAAAAGAUCCAAUUCCAAGAGCUAGCACUAGGACUUGAACUCACCAACAGACCGUUCUUAUGGGUUGUGAGGCCAGACAUUACUAAUGGUGCCAAUGAAGCCUUCCCAUAA